UUUAGAAAAAUGUUAACAAACGCACAAAUUGUAUCUAACCAUCAACCUGCCCCAGUUUACUCAGCACCUGUUCAACAACAACCCACCCCAGAAGUGGCAAGAUCGAAUCGAAAGCAUAGCACUGAAAGUGAAUUUUCAACAUUAUAUGUCACGUCAACCAAACCAAUCGAGGGAGAUAAAAUCAUUGAUUACUUCAAUCAAUUUGGUGAGGUGGGCGUUUCAUGGUAUUCGAUAAAUAAUCUUCAAUAUGGCCGUGUGUUCCUGGACAUGGAUGAUGAUACCAAAGUGUCAUUAUUGCGAAUGAAUCACCGCAUCGAAAAUGUUGACCUAAAGGUAACAGAAGAAGAUGUUCAUUAUCCAACCGACUAUUCAAAAGAAGUCAAACAAGAUGCACCCAUUCUCAAUAUAUUCAAUGAUAAAUGUUUUCGAGAAGUGUUUAAAUAUCUAAACGAUAAGGACCUUUGCAAUGCUGCUAACGUGUGUGUUCAUUUUAAUAAACAAGCAAAGGCAGCGUUCCCACAGGAAAAAAAAAGAUUUAUCGGUGGAGAUGCAUAUGAAUGGGGGAGAGACGAUAGUCUACUGCAUAAUUUUGGUUCAUUAAUUACAUCACUGAGCAUCGAUUCUCAAACAGGUGCUCUGAAAUCAGCCGUCCGAUUCUGCACUUCUUUGAAGCACCUUGAAAUUAGACGGAUUGGAAUCAAGGAAGAUUGGAUCAAAGAAAUGUGUCCAUUUUUUGCAAAGUUGGAAUCAAUUUCAUUCGAAGAAUGCUAUCCUUUGGAUAAUAUCAAAGAACUUAUAUCUGGUGCGUCGCAGUUAAAGCAUCUACAAAUUAGAUCACGUGCUAAAGACAUCGAAUUUCCAUCAAAAGUGUUUCGUUUAAUUGGCGAACACAUGCCAUAUUUGGAAAAAUUAGACCUUGAACUAAAGGACAUGUUUAUAAAUUCAAGCAACUAUCAAACCGAUAUUCAGUAUUUGAGCGAUUUGAAUUCUUUGAAGGUAUUGAAAAUCAAGUCUUCCCAUUCUUUCGACAUUGGCAGGUUAAUCAAAGCAUUUGUUGGGAACAAAACUCCACUCGAAAAAUUGGUGUUGAUGAAUGCAAAUAUUGACGAAGAUUGUAUUGGCAGCAUAUGUCAAAUAAAAAGUUUAAUGGAUAUUCAGUUGGAAAAUUACAAUGAAUACAAAACGGAGCACAUGCUUAAGUUAGUUGAAGAUAUGCCACAGCUGCGUUCAUUGGAAAUAUCCAAUGGGUGCCGCGACUCACAUCAAUUCAAGAAUAUCGAAUUUUUUAGAAAAAUGUUAACAAACGCACAAAUUGUAUCUAACCAGUAAAGUUUACUGAGUGAUCCUUUCAAUGUGUUACAACCCGAUUUUCGAUUUUAUGCAUUUAAUUUUGUUCAUUAUUUAUUAUUUGAGCAAUUGUUAUCCACUUGAAAUUGUAAUACAUUUGACUUUAUAUUAAAGCCAAUAGGACAUUUGAAUAUCUGAUCAUAACAACAUA
This is a messenger RNA of Contarinia nasturtii (swede midge), 1498 nucleotides long. RefSeq lists its product as uncharacterized. Gene Ontology annotation, molecular function: protein binding. The transcript has 3 exons. The coding region runs from base 10 to 1329 and encodes 439 amino acids. NCBI's taxonomy places the organism in Eukaryota, Metazoa, Arthropoda, Insecta, Diptera, Cecidomyiidae. The record is from RefSeq and is a predicted model, not a curated record.